AUGCUCGUGGUAGGCUCACGCGGCGACGUACAGCCAUUCCUUGUGCUUGCACUUGCGCUGAAUCGAUGUGGACAUCGCGUACGACUGGCAACGCACAGCCUCUUCCGUGACUUUGUCCAAGGGCAUGGUGUCGAGUUCUUCGAUCUUGGAGGCGAUCCGAUGGAGUUGAUGGCAUACAUGGUUGCAAACCCAGGGUUGAUGCCGCGUUUCGAGGCGUGGCGAAAGGGCGAGGUGAUUCGUAAGCGGCGCAUGAUGAGCGAGAUCGUUCAUGCAAGUUGGCGGGCAUGUUUCGAAUCGACAAGGCGAUCUGCCGAGAAGAAAAAGGCCAAGGAGGGCAAGCUGUGGAACGAGAAACGUCGAGCGGCGGAAACGGAGCUGCAGCCCUUCGUGGCAGACGCGAUCAUCGCCAACCCGCCAUCGUUGGCGCACGUCCACUGUGCUGAGAAGAUGGGUGUUCCUCUUCACAUCUUCUUCACUAUGCCAUGGUCACCGACUUCUCAGCUCCCUCAUCCACUGGCCACCAUCAAGACAUCCUCUCAGAAGCCGAGCAGAGUCAAUGCGAUUUCGUAUCUUCUUGUCGAGAGUCUGAUCUUGCAGGGUUUGGGAAGCAUGAUCAACAAUUUUCGGACGAAGGUCUUACGCCUGGAUCCGAUUCAUCCAAGCAGAGCGCCAAGCUUGUUGCACAGCGGACGAAUACCACACACAUAUCUGUGGUCUGAGAGCGUAUUGCCACGACCGAAGGACUGGCCGUCGAAUAUCGGUGUGACAGGAUUCCUCCCGCUAGAAGGCACAUUGAAGUACUCGCCGCCAGAGAAUUUGCGCAAGUUUCUCGCCUCCGAUCCGCCUCCAGUAUACGUCGGAUUUGGCUCCAUCGUGGUCGCAGAUCCAGUGGCAUUCUUGACUAUCGUCGUUGAUGCAGUGCGCUCGACUCGGAAACGCUUAAUACUGGCAACGGGAUGGAGUGGUGGGAAGGGCGCCGGUCUAGACCUCGAAGGCCAGCCAGAUAUCUUGGUCUUGACUGCAGAGUGUCCGCAUGAUUGGCUGUUCCCGCAAGUCUCAUGUGUCGUACAUCAUGGCGGCGCAGGAACCACUGCUUCCGGUCUGAGAGCGGGUCGUCCAACAGUGAUCGUGCCGUUCUUCGGCGACCAACACUUCUGGGGUGACUGCGUUUGCGAAGCCGGAGCCGGGCCUCCUCCCAUCCCGCACAAGCAAAUGACGUCGGAAACGCUUGCGGCAGCUGUUUACUUUGCAUCUCGUCCGGACGUAGCCAAUCGUGCGAACGAGAUUGGGUUGCGGAUCAGAUCGGAGAACAGUGUCGAGAAAGCCCUGAUCCUGAGCGCUGUGGCAGCGGCGGUGCUGGCGAGAAAGCAGCUGAUCAACAUGGACGACCUGGAGCUGCACCGCAAAUGUGACCUGGACAUCGCACAUGGGCCAUACGAGCCGGCAUCCGGGGCUGCGUGGGCCAUAACGGAAUUACUGUUCGAUAGUCUUCGUGGGAUGGGCGAGAUACUAGCGGAGAAGGAGAUUCCCAAACGACCGAGCCGUGGCAAAGAUGCAAUCGUGGCGAGAGCCUCAAGCGAGCAAACUGUGGGGCCUCCCAGCGACACAGCUAAGAAAGCCUUGAAGUUCCCUGGAACAUACUUUGUCGAUGGCAGUUUGAGAAUCGGCAAAGCAGCCGUGCGGGCUCCUGGUGACUUCACCCUAGCAAUGGCUUACGGAGCGCAUGAUCUGCCACGAUUUGGGCUGGCGGCCGGUUGCGAAGGAUUGUUUUGGGGCGUCGCCGACGGUAUCUCGGGCCUCUUCGUGCAGCCAGUCGCCGGUCUCGUGAAAGACGGUCCGGUAGGCAUGGCGAAAGGAGCAGCUAGUGGGAUACUGGGCUUGCCUGUGAAGUUCUUUGCUGCUGCGAACGCAAUCGUUGGCUACCCUUUGAAAGGCAUAGAUCUUGCUGUUUCCGGAGCAUUCGCCACUGACGGCGUUGCGGCGAUCAAGCUUCAGACCAAGAUACAAGGAGAGCGAGAGCUCCGCAGUCUGGCUGAACAGUCAAAGCAAUUGAUCGUCCAUAGAUGGCAGGACUUCGUCAUUCAACGGGCACAGACUUGA
This is a messenger RNA of Cyphellophora attinorum, 2100 nucleotides long. RefSeq names its product Sterol 3-beta-glucosyltransferase UGT80B1. Bases 1 to 2100 code for a protein of 699 amino acids. Gene Ontology annotation, molecular function: hexosyltransferase activity; UDP-glycosyltransferase activity. The record is from RefSeq and is a predicted model, not a curated record. Gene Ontology annotation, biological process: carbohydrate metabolic process. NCBI's taxonomy places the organism in Eukaryota, Fungi, Ascomycota, Eurotiomycetes, Chaetothyriales, Cyphellophoraceae. The transcript has 7 exons.